UAUCUUUUAAGAAGACACCAGCUGUGCGAAAUGCUCAUGUCAUGAUGACUUUGAAAGUGGUAGAGACCGUAAAUAAGUAAAUAUGGAAAUAUGGUUUCUGGCGGCCUCUUGCGGACUACAGCACACUGUACAGCAUCAUGGCGGCGUCCUCGCGACUCAUAUCCAGGCUGACAUUAGUGACAGGAGGCGGCAGUGGCAUUGGCAGGGCUGUGUGUCAGAGGUUCGCCUCUGAAGGAGCUUCUGUAAUAGUGGCUGACCUCAAUGAAGAAUCAGCCAAUCAGACGCUGGAGCUGCUGUCACAUGACCUCAGAGGUCAGCAGCACAUGGCCCUGGGGGUGGAUGUGUCAUCUAAGGACAGUGUGGAGAAACUAGUGACAAGUGUACAGCGCCGCUACUUCCAGCCUCCGUCUGUGUGUGUGAAUGCAGCCGGGAUCACGCAAGAUGACUUCCUUCUCAAGAUGGAAGAAGAUGAUUUUGACAAAGUAAUCAAGAUUAAUCUCAAGGGCACGUUUCUCGUGACUCAGGCCGUCUCGAAGGCUUUAGUUUCUGCAGGAGCUGUGAAGGGCUCCAUCAUCACUGUGGGCAGCAUCGUGGGCAAGGUUGGGAAUAUCGGGCAGGUGAACUACUCCGCUUCUAAAGCCGGAGUGGAGGGACUCACUCGAACCGCUGCCAAAGAGCUGAGCAAAUUUGGCAUUCGCUGCAACUGUGUCCUGCCCGGGUUCAUCACUACACCCAUGACAGAUAAAGUACCAGAGAAAGUCAUCGAUAAACUCACAGCCAUCAUUCCAGUGGGAAGAAUGGGAGAACCUGCUGAAGUAGCUGAUGCAUGUGCAUUUCUGGCUUCUGAUGACAGUCGAUAUAUUACUGGAAUCAGCAUUGAAGUUGCUGGUGGACUCUUCAUUGGCUGAAAACUGUUGAAUGACACUAAACUGAUCACCAACUCUGUGCCUUCAUCUUCGUGAAGUUGUCCUUGUAUAAAUUACAUUUAAUUGCUGUAAAAUAUUGUGAACAAUGUAACAAAUGAAAA
Onychostoma macrolepis is the source of this 1027-nucleotide messenger RNA. RefSeq names its product hydroxysteroid (17-beta) dehydrogenase 8 (gene hsd17b8). The transcript is spliced from 9 exons. Gene Ontology annotation, molecular function: oxidoreductase activity, acting on the CH-OH group of donors, NAD or NADP as acceptor. The record is from RefSeq and is a predicted model, not a curated record. The coding region runs from base 138 to 908 and encodes 256 amino acids. NCBI's taxonomy places the organism in Eukaryota, Metazoa, Chordata, Actinopteri, Cypriniformes, Cyprinidae.